AUGGUGGCCCAGAAGUUUAUCUUGACCAGUGCCAUGGCCGCGACCGUCAUGGCCGGCACCAUGGGAGAGAAGCCAAUCAUAUUUGGAUGCGGAACUCCGCAGCCGCCGGAAGAGGCCAUGAACUAUAGAAGUUCCAAUACGAACCCGGGUCUUAGGAAGCGGCAGACGCCGCCUACUUCGGGGAACUCUUCAGUUGUUACCCUCGGCAUCCACUACAUUGUCUGCUGCCCCGGCGGCAAAUGCCAAGCAUCCGAGGCACAGUUGGACAAGCAGACCGAGUUGACAAACGAGCACUUCAAAGGCUCCGGCAUUAAACUAGAAAAAAAACAGAAAGCCACACCGAUGGACGGGAACUGUGAUAACAUUAGCAUUCAGUCUCCGGAAACUUCCACGGGCGGCCCACAGGGGCCAAUCGGUCCAGGCGGUGGUCCAGGCGUCACGGGCGGCUCUGGAGAUCCAGGCCUCGGUCGACGCCAGAUCGUAGACCCCGAUGGCAAUGGACUAGGCCCCGAUGGCAAUGGACUAGGCCCCGGUGGCAAUGGACUAGGCCCCGGUGGCAAUGGACUAGGCCCCGGCGGCAAUGGACUAGGCCCCGGUGGCCCGUCGCGUGGUUCGUCACCGUGGAUGGACGUCAUCAACCAGUACCGCCAAGGCGACGUGGACACAAUCCAGAUGCUCAUUGUGGGCAAACAGAGUGGUAACACAAGGGGGGUAUGCAUGCUGCCGAUGCCGAAUCAGGGCAUCGACCCGAACAACGAUGGCUGCGCCGUCGAUGUCACGGCGCUUCCGGUCAUCGAAGACAAUUCCUUGGUUGGCAGGGUGAAACGCCUCGUAGGUCGCGCCACGACUGGAACAAGUGACAGUCGCAUCGCCACCCAUGAGAUCGCUCACGGACUUGGCCUGCCGCACCCCUUCACCGAAGGCUUGGGCGAGAAGGACCUCAAUCGGAGGCAGCUCGGAGGUCAGGGGGGACCACCUACUUGCUCCAACAACGAUCACUUCAGCGACACUGAGCCGCAGGCAGGGCCGACGAUAGGCUGCCCAGACGAGGAUGGGGGCGCCAACCCGGGAGGGCCGGGAGGGCCGGGAGGGCCACGGGGAGGGCAAGCUAGAAGGCUGUUCGGGAGGGCAAUGGGAGUCCUCUUCAACAGACAGGCCAAAUCGACUAACGGCAACGAAAAGACCGAGCAGGAUGGCACGGGCGAAAAAGUCGAUGCCGGAACCGGGGAACAAGUCGGCGGUUGCGUGCGGGGAGCCAACCAGCACAAUGUCAUGGACUACUCGACCUGCUCGGUGAAGGGCUUCAGCCCCCAGCAGUCGAAGCACAUGAAUGCGGUUGCCAAGUAUCGCCUUGGAGAGGAGGAUACUAUGCCCGUGUUUCCCGUCGUCACCAGCCAAAGGUCUAUGCAGCUAGAGUCUCCGGCCGGCUCUAAACCUCAGGGUUCAGACGGAAGCACCAAGACGCCAAAAAGCUCCCCGACUUCAAAGAAGCCCAACCCUCUAGGCGGAGGCUCCCAGGAUCCAACAGGAGGUUCCCAGGGUUCAGACGGAAGCACCAAGACGCCAAAAAGCUCACCGACUUCAAAGAAGCCCAACCCUCUAGGCGGAGGCUCCCAGGGUCCAACAGGAGGUUCCCAGGGUUCAGACGGAAGCACCAAGACGCCAAAAAGCUCCCCGACUUCAAAGAAGCCCAACCCUCUAGGCGGAGACUCCCAGGGUACAGCAGGAGGUUCCCAGGGUUCAGACAGAAGCCUCCAGGUUCCCGGCCGACCUCCGAUUCCAGAUCAAGACCCCGACACAAACCAGGGCGUCAACUUCCCGCCCUCCCUCAACUCCCCUCCCCAGCCCAAGUUCCCUGAUUCCUCGUCCGAGUCCGGUGGAUCUCAAAAUAUCCCUGUGCCUCCCGUCGAGAUUGGCGGUGGUGAAGAUUAG
Messenger RNA from Hirsutella rhossiliensis, 1932 nucleotides. RefSeq lists its product as uncharacterized. The transcript is spliced from 2 exons. NCBI's taxonomy places the organism in Eukaryota, Fungi, Ascomycota, Sordariomycetes, Hypocreales, Ophiocordycipitaceae. Bases 1 to 1932 code for a protein of 643 amino acids. The record is from RefSeq and is a predicted model, not a curated record. Gene Ontology annotation, molecular function: metallopeptidase activity.